AGGGGAAUAAACUCCACCGCGUAGGGUUCGGUUUUUUUCCUUUUUAAGGAGAAAUCAGGGUGCAUGCUUUAAUCUCAUUAAUUUAUUUAUAUUCUUCGGAGUAUUAAUUAUCAGUCCAAGGCCGAUUUCAAAUUAUUUGCAAUCGCAGCUCCAUUGUUCGCUCCAAUUGGAGGCCCCGCCCCCUCUUUUGUCUGGCGGAGCGGUGAUUGGUCGACAGCGGGCGGGGGCUGCCGUCAGCGCUCGGGAAGCCCAUUCAUCUGUGCACUUGGGCGUUGGACUCCGCAUCUUAUUAGCGACCAGGGAGAUUUCUCCAUUUUCCCCUUGUCUACAGUACGGCUACAAAUCUGGGAUUUUUUAUUACUUCUUUUUUUAUACUAACCUUGGGUUUCUAAUAUUUUUGCUCGACUUUUUUCUUGCUUCCCCCCUUUCUUCUGUGCUGCAGCUUUUUUGACCUUUCCAGCUUUUUUUUUAUUUAAAACCCCCAGGAGUGUAUAAAUUUUAAAAUAAUCGGUUGUCUUCUCUCUUCCCCCCCACCGCCACCGCCGCCACCACCUCCUCCUUCUCCUCCUCCCCCUCUGGUGUGUGUUUGUGUCGCUACUCUUCGGGCUGCUGGUCUCCCAGCUUUUAUACGAAUCCACCGCUCUUUGUUUUCCCCCUUCUUUUGGAUCUGUUGAGCUUCUUUGUUGAAUAAAACCAGCAUGGGUGCCCAGUUCUCCAAGAACGCUGCAAAAGGCGAAGCUGCUGCUGAGAAACCGGGAGAAGCAGUAGCCGCAUCUCCUUCGAAGGCGAAUGGACAGGAGAAUGGUCACGUGAAGGUGAACGGCGAUGCCUCGCCAGCAGCUGCUGAGGCGGGCAAGGAAGAGGUCCAGGCGAACGGCACUGCCCCGGCCGAAGAGUCGGUGAAGGAAGAGCAGACCCCUUCGGAGCCUGCCUCUGAGAAGGAGGCUGCUGAAGCUGAGAGCACAGAACCAGCCUCUCCCGUCGAAGGGGAGUCCUCCUCUAAGGCAGAGGAAGGAGCCACCCCUUCUUCCAGCAAUGAGACCCCGAAAAAAAAGAAGAAGCGCUUUUCCUUCAAAAAGUCCUUUAAGCUAAGUGGCUUCUCCUUUAAAAAGAACAAAAAAGAGUCUGGGGAAGGAGCUGAAAAUGAAGGGGCAGGCGCUUCUGGCGAAGGAGGGAAGGACGAAGCAGCUGCUGCCCUGGAGCCGGCGAGCACUGAGGAGGAAAGCAAAGCUGCUGCCCAGGAGGUGUCUCCUUCUGCUCCGUCCGCCCCUGGCAGCACAGGGGAAACAAAGGAGGAGACUGGAGACUCACAGGAGGCCAAAUCGGAAGAGACUGCACCAGAGAAGCCUACUGGGGGAGAGGCUAAGCCUGCUGAAGAGCAGAAGCCGGAGGAGAAACAGGAGGAGGCGCCAGGUGCCCCUGCCCCUAGUGCUACCACUGAAGCCACCUCCACUGAACAAGAGGCACCCAAAGCAGAGGAGCCAGCAGCAGCAGCAGCUCCUGCACAGGAAGCUCCAUCUGAGUCUAGUCCAGAAGCUCCACCAGCUGAGUCGGCAGAGUAAAAAAAGAAAUUUGGCAAUUUUGAGAUGAUUGAACUUUUCUUCCUCCCCCCUGUUUGUUUGUUUGGAGUGGUGCCAGGUACUGGUUUUGGAGAACUUGUCUACAACCAGGGAUUGAUUUAAAAGAUGUCUUUCUCUUUUUUUGGUCUUUACCCACAGAUCCCAUCUCAGAUCAUUCUGUUACCACCAUUCCAACUGGUAGAGAGGAGAUUAAAUGUCUCCCUCUGCCUCGUUCCUUUUUUUUUUUUUGCAUCAGUAUUAAUGUUUUUGCAUACUUUGCAUCUUUUAUUAAAAAUGUAAACUUUUUUUCUUUGUCAGUCUAUGGACAUGCCCAUAUAUGAAGGAAAUGGAUGGGUCAAUAAGGGAUAGCAAAUGAAGUGAUAGGGGUCACAAUGGGGAAUUAGUGGUGCAGAUAAUUUGCCAAGAAAAUGUGCCACAAGAAAUAAGGGGUUAGUCUUUUUUUAAAAAGAAAGUUAUUACAAUGUAUUUUGUGAGGCAGAUGUUCUAUAAGGUUUACAACACUACAAGUCUUGACUAAGAAGGAAGAAGAAAAAUUCCAAUACUCAGAUUAAAAAAAAAAAUCAUAGUCUUAGGAAAUUCAUUUAAACCAUAGGAACUUUCACUUAUCUCAUGUUAGCUGUACCAGUCAGUGAUUAAGUAGAAAUACAAGUUGUAUAGGCUUUAUUGUUUAUUGCUGGUUUAUGACCUUAAUAAAGUGUAAUUAUGUAUUACCAGCAGGGUGUUUUUAACUGUGACUAUUGUAUAAAAACAAAUCUUGAUAUCCAGAAGCACAUUAAGUUUGCAACUUUUUCCACCCUGCCCAUUUUUUUGUAAAAUUGCAGUAAUCUUGGACCUUUUAAAAAAAAAACCACACAAAAUUUUAAACUCAACCAAGCUGUGAUAAGUAGAAUGGUUACUGUUUAUACUGUGGUAUGUUUUUGAUGACAGCAGACAAUACUUUCUUUUUCCAGUUGUCUUUGAGAAUAAAGAAGAAAAACCAAUUUCAGAUGCAAUGGUUUUUUGUGUAGCAUCUUGUCUAUCAUGUUUUUGUAAAUACUGGAGAAGCUUUGACCAAUUUGACUUAGAGAUGGAAUGUAACUUUGCUUACAAAAUUGCUAUUAAAUUCCUGCUUAAGGUGUUCUAAUUUUCUGUGAGCACACUAAAAGCGAAAAAUAAAUGUGAAUAAAAUGUAGAAUUUGGCUGUGUUUCUUUUUCUGGAUACUCUUGAUAGCUUAGUAGAUUGCCUGUAUUGUCUAAAUUUGUAUAAAAGAAGGCACUUCUGCCACUUAACAUUACUCUUUAUUUCUAAAUUACAUAUUGUAAGGUCUUCUGGCCCUACUUAAAAGUUGUCUCUGUAGAGUGAAGAGCUUUAAGGCCUUCUAAAUACGGAUGUUCAUUGGAUUUUAAACAACCUGUGCCACUUUGGACACUUGAUUGGCUAAUCUAUCAGGUCUGGGGAAAAAGAGGAUUAAUGUGUUCACAAGAAGUUGCACAAGUUGAUUUUAGCUAGAAUAGGUAUGUUCAUAGUCAGAGCCUUGAGGACCACCUUAUGGUACAUUAGAUUAUUAUCUCUUAGCUUGAGUUGACUUGACACUUUGGCUGUGGUUGUUUGGGAUGUCUUAGGCUUCAGCCUAUGUUUUCAAACAGGGAUGCCUGAAUUCAGGUGUUAAGACAGCAAAGGUCCAAUCUUACAUGCGAGUUCUUCACCAUUUCAACAUCUACUUCAGUGCCUGACUUUAAGCAACCAGCCUUGGAAGUUUGGCCUAACGUAACAAGUUCUUGUUCUACCAAAUUGAUAAGCAAAACUUUUUGUAUGUUACUCCCAGCUUAAUAGGUGAGCUAACAGACAAAAAGAUUGCUGUGUUUGUCUACAAAAGGGUCACUUGGUGCUUGCCUUUUAACUGUUUAGGCUUUUGGGCUAAUUUCCACCAUAUUGCUCAGGGCAA
Molecule: messenger RNA, 3505 nt
Organism: Rhineura floridana
Lineage: Eukaryota; Metazoa; Chordata; Lepidosauria; Squamata; Rhineuridae
Gene: MARCKS
Product: myristoylated alanine rich protein kinase C substrate
Exons: 2
Coding region: 699-1562 (287 amino acids)
Biological process (GO): central nervous system development; actin filament organization
Cellular component (GO): plasma membrane; actin filament bundle; cytoplasm
Molecular function (GO): actin filament binding; calmodulin binding
Source: RefSeq, a predicted model, not a curated record